Bactrocera oleae (olive fruit fly) is the source of this 570-nucleotide messenger RNA. The record is from RefSeq and is a predicted model, not a curated record. NCBI's taxonomy places the organism in Eukaryota, Metazoa, Arthropoda, Insecta, Diptera, Tephritidae.
AUGGUUGAAUAUCUAGGUAGCAACACAGAGCGUAUGUCUGUUACGCCGUCUUCUUCACCACAAGCGUCGCCAUCAAAGACAAUAGAGCAAAACUCUGUCGUCAUAUCAGCAAAGUCUAUGUCGAAUACCACGUCGAAUACAGAAUUUAAGUUGGCGUCUGGGCAAUCCAAUAUUUCUAGCUCAAGUUCCAGCAGCAAUUCAAGUUCAAAUUCGACUAUAUCGUCUGUGAUCGCAACACCAAUUAGUAUUAAGCGAGAAAUGGCUCGACGACGAACACUGGUUGUGGAAAGCUGCGUCGAUGGCAUUGAUAUUGAUACUGGUGCUACAGAGCUUCCACUACACACUGCAAACGAGGAAAAUUUAGGAUUAUAUACACAAACAACACCAUCGACACCGCGGUCGUCACUCUCAUCGCCAUCAUCGCUGUCAUCAUCAACGAACUUGUUAGCACCUAGUACGAAUUUGGAAAGCACAUCGAUCGUGCAGUCACCGAAAAGUUCAUUAGAGCUAAAGUCGCGCGCAACAACGAAAUCACCCGCAUUCAAUUCUACUAAACAGCUACAGAAAUAG